Messenger RNA from Cavenderia fasciculata, 2148 nucleotides. RefSeq lists its product as uncharacterized. The coding region runs from base 1 to 2148 and encodes 715 amino acids. The record is from RefSeq and is a predicted model, not a curated record. Gene Ontology annotation, cellular component: cytosol. Lineage: Eukaryota; Evosea; Eumycetozoa; Acytosteliales; Cavenderiaceae. Gene Ontology annotation, molecular function: mRNA binding. The transcript is spliced from 8 exons.
AUGUCAGCUGUUCGUGAAAAAAGAAAGAAAGAAAGAAAGAAAGAAAGAAAUACUUUAGUUAGUUUAAUGAUGAAUAAUAAUAAUAAUAAUAAUAACAGUCCAAAUAAUAAUAAUCUUAAUAGUCCUAUUAAUAAUAAUAAUACAUUAUCAAAUAGUCCAAACAAUAACAAUACUAAUAAUGUCAACAACAGUCCAAACAACAAUAACAAUAACUUUUUACAAGGUGGAGGAGGUAUGAAUAGUUUAAGUUCAAUGAUGAUGCCCAACAGCAACAAUAUGAAUAGUAAUUUGAAUGGCGGCAUCGGAGGAGGAGGAGGCAUGGGAGGAUAUUCCUCCAACGCCAAUACCAAUAUGAUGGGUAAUUAUAACAUGAACAUGAACAUGAAUCAAAUGAAUAGUAAUUUGAAUGGCGGCGUAGGCAGCGGCAUGAUGGGAGGAGCAGCAGUAGGAUUAGGUCUAGGAAACUUUAACAACAUGAACAAUAACAUGAAUAAUAACAUGAACAACAAUAUGAAUAAUAAUAUGAAUAAUAACAUGAAUAAUAAUAUGAAUAAUAAUAAUAAUAGUAACAACAAUAAUAAUAGACGUAAUAAUAAUAACAAUAAUGGAGGACCAAAAGUUGAAGGACCAGUAUUGUACAAAGAUGCAAAUGGUAAAGUAGUAGGAGAAAAAGAAAAACCAGGUCGUACCUUGUUUGUUAGAAACAUUGCCUACAAUGUAAAGGAAGAUGAAAUUGUUGCCAUGUUUUCCAAAUACGGUGAAAUCAGAAAGAAAUUCUCUGCCAUUGAGAAUAGAGGUAUUUCUUUUAUUACUUUUUAUGAUAUUAGAGAAGCAGAGGCAGCCAAAAAUGAUGUCCAAGGUAUUAUUUUACAAGGUAGAUCCAUUGAUGUUCAUUUUUCAAUUCCAAAGAAUCAAAGUGAUGAGAGUGCAUUUUCAGGUUAUAUUUUAGUAAAGAAUAAUACUAUUCCUAUGAAUGAGUUGAGAACUUUCUUUAGUACCUAUGGUGAUUUAAAGGAUGUAACUGAAUACAAGAAUGGACAACUAUUGGUUGAGUUUUAUGAUACUAGAGCAUGUGACAAGGCAAUGAAGGAAGCACAUGGACAAGAAUUAGCAGGCCAAUCUCUUGAUCUUGGUAGUUGGGCACCAAAGGAAACUCCAACCAUUAUUGAUGCAUCUGAUGGAAUGAUAAAGGAACAUAGAGGUGGUCGUGGUGGAGGUCGUAACAAUAACAACAACAAUAACAAUAAUAACAAUAAUAAUAACAACAAUAAUAAUAAUAGAGGUGGAAGUGGACCAAUGAGAAAUAAUUAUCAAUCAGAUCGUAACCAAGAAUAUAAAAAUAAUUCAAGAAGAGGUGGUGGAGAUGACAGAUAUAAUAACAACAAUAAUAAUAAUAAUAAUAAUAGUAACCAAAAUUUCAACAAUAAUCAAAACUUUAACCAAAACAACUUUGGAUCUGGUGGAUUUAAUAGUGGAUACAAUAACAAUAACAUGAACAACAACAACUACAACAAUAACAAUAUGAACCAAAACUAUAACAACAAUUACAACAAUAUGAAUAAUGGUGGUUUAGGUAUGAAUUCUGGAGGAGCCAUGAUGGGUAAUGCUGGUGGUAUGUUGAAUAUGAUGAGCAAUGGUGUCGGAUUUGGAGGAGCAGGUGGAUUCAUGGGAGGAGGUGAUAUGAGCCAAUUCGGAGCAUCAAACAAUAACAUGAAUAUGAACAUGAUGAACAACAACUCAAAUUUCAAUGCCGGUGGUAGUGGUGCCAACUCAAUGAUGAAUAGUUUGUCCAUGAACAAUAUGAUGGGAGGUAACAAUAACUCCAAUUUGAACAUGAACCGAAACACAAUAGGAGGUGGUGCAGCAUUACCUAGUGUAGGAGGAGGAGUAGGAGUAGGUGUAGGUGUAGGAGGAGGUUUCCCCGAUCAAUUCAACAGUGGUAGCGGUGUAGGAGGAGGAGGAAAUGACGGCUUCCCAGUAAACGAUGAAGCCAACAAGCAAGAAUUGUUGGCAAAGAUUAGCAGACUUGCUCAAACUCUCAAAGUACCACCUUUCAACAAUAACUGGAGUAAUCAAAACAAUAAUACUAACAACAAUAACAAUAACAAUAAUAAUAAUUCCACCUCUCCCUAUCAACCAACUGUUUGA